Molecule: messenger RNA, 3882 nt
Organism: Pectinophora gossypiella (pink bollworm)
Lineage: Eukaryota; Metazoa; Arthropoda; Insecta; Lepidoptera; Gelechiidae
Exons: 3
Coding region: 2643-3653 (336 amino acids)
Source: RefSeq, a predicted model, not a curated record
UUUAAAAUGAAUGAAUAACCCGUGCGUAUAAAAUAGGCAUCUCACUGUUAUGCAAUCCAUUUGACGUGCUGUCUACUUAAUUCUGUCGGGUUGUUGGCCGAUGUAAAAAGUUUAGACGGUUGUUUUAGAUUUCUGCUUAAAAUUGACGAAUAUUCCAUAAAUUUUAUGCCUGUCGAUUACCCGUCCCUUUCUUUUUCAACGGAUAAGAAAAUAACAGGUAUAACUUAAAAUAAAAUUAGAUGGCAUCUGCAGGAAUUAGCACCACUAUGUUCUGAAUGAGUGAUGAUAUUUUCUUAGACCUUGACUGAGUUAGGUCGCACAUUACUACAGAACCUUUUGACAUAUGCAAGCACUCUUACUGCUUUGUUAAGAGUAGAGAAUUUGUUAAUAAAAGUAUCAAAAAAUGAUUCCUGAAUGCCAUGUGUUAAUGCACAUACUACAUCUCGUUGCGACGGUGAAGCUUUUGUUUCAGGCAACACUUUAGGCACAUCAAAACUACAAUCUGUAAAAUUGUAAUUAGAGACAUCGCUGUUGGCCCUGACCACCAUAGGCUUUGAAAGUUGCAGGGAUCCACUCCACUACUCAGACAAUCUACUGGCUUCAUUUCAGUAGAUACAUAACCCCAUAUAAAGUUUUCUGUAAGCUCAUUUAUAAAUUGGAUUCGAUUAGCUACAUAUGCAUUUAAUUUGAUAGCAUCUGUGUUUAACCACGCUAGUGCUAAAUCAAAUCAAAUAUACUUUAUUGCGCAGUACUACUUGAGAGUCAGUUCCACACCAAGAUACUGCAAAAUACCUUGGCAUGCACCUGGACAGAAGGCUAACUUGGCAAAAACACAUUUGGAGUAGAAGAAAAACCCUGGACACAAAGCUGAGAAGUAUGUACUGGCUGAUCGGUAAAAAGUCUCAGUUAACCAACGAAAGCAAAUUGCUCAUAUACAAAACCAUAUUGAAACCGGUUUGGACAUAUGGAACAGCAACAGUAAUAUUGAUAUCUUGGAAAGGUUCCAGACUAAAGCUAUGAGAACCAUGUUUGACAUCCCUAAAUGCAUCCACAAUAAAUACAUCCUGCAAGAUCUGAAGCUAAAAACUGUGAAGCAAGAAAUCGUUACCCAUGGCCAAAACUACCAGAAAAAUUAACUUGUCAUGUGAACUCUUUGGCUGCUGAAUUAUCGGGGUCCGGAAGUAUUGUUUACACAAGAUUUAAGAGAAACAGUGUUUUAUCUUUAAUAAACAGAUUUCCUGCUGGAAAGUGAGACGGAUCAGUGGAUCAUUUCUCGCCGCUACAAAUACCAAAUACAGAAGAAAUGAAACAAUGAAGCAGCUAAAUGUCCAUGAUGACAUAUUGGUGUGUUAAGCAGAUACAUAAAAGAAAAAAAAAGAAAAAAAGAAAAUGAAGAAUUUCAUUGCAACAGAUGUGAUACGAGACAUGUACGUAAAGCAUGUCCAGCUUUCGGAAAAGAGUGUAAUAUGUAACUGCAAAAAGAAGAACCAUUUCGCAAAGUGCUGUAAAAGUAAGAAAGUAGAGAAGUUACUAAAGAAUGUGUGUUUAAAUAGCUAUGAAAUAAUAUUUCAAAAAACAAUAUAAGAAUAUAAUAUAAAUAUGCAAGCAUUAUAUUUAAAAUAAUAAUUUACCAUCGAAUAAUAUUGUUUAUUUCAGCGAGACAGAUGCAUUGUGUUAUUAAUAGAUAUAAAAUAGUUUGUUAAAGGGAAAACCAAAACCACUGGUUAUUAAUAUCUCGGUAUUAUUGUCUAUUUAAAUAAAUAGGGUUAAAUGCAUUUUGUUUGGGCGGAACCAAAAAGGAAAAGAAACAAUUCUGUGUGGUGGUUACCGUUACACUUUAAUAAUAAUAAUAAUAAAACACUUUAUUGCACACAAAUUCACAAAACAUUUACAGGAUAAACUAAACUUACUAAUUUAAUUUACUUUAAAUGUUCGAAAUAAAAAAUACUAAUAACUGGAGAUGCGUUAAGCGUAGUGAAUGCAGUGCGUCAAUGACACUUGAUAAUGCAAGGCAAAAUAUAAUUCGGAAAAGUACGCACACGUGUAUAGCUGACCAAAAGCGCUUGAAGUGUUAAUUAUCAAGAAUAAGUGUAAAAGAGACGUAUGCGAAGAUUUGGCACCUAUACAACCGAUAUAUGAAAAAAAAUAUUGAAGCACUAAGGAACAAAGGUUCAGAGUAUUUAGACUAUAUUCCACAAUUCAAGCAAUUUAAAGAUAGUCUUUACAAAAGGAGGAAGGCUUUUUAUAAAUCAGAUGUUUUAAUUUUUUCUUGUUUGGAAGACGUAGGAAUUUCUGAAGCGUUAGCAAAAAUCUUUUUAAUUCUAUGUGGGUACAAGCGAGAAAAUCCUAAUUUUUUGCACAAAAGCCGUCCGACGGGUAAUACACGCUAAGGGCCAACUCACACCGAAAGAGCGGCGAAGGGCAGCGGAGCGCAGCGACCCGCUCGGUAGAGAAGGCGCGAGGAUUCCCGCGACUGCUCGAGAAGUCGCUGGAAUGCGCGAGAAGUCGCGGGACUCCGCGCGCCAUCUCGAGCCCGCACGCGAUGAAUUCACGGGUCGUUCUAUGCGCAGUUCACUUUCAAUAAAACUCGAGGAAACUUGUGUUUAUGCAGUGAAAAUGACAUUCAUUAUGACUAUUAUAAAAUGAACUAUAACAAAUUUGAAAGUUUGUUGGAAAUUCUCAGGCCACAUAUUCAAAAACAAAAUACCAAUUAUAGAUUGGCUAUUUCCGCUGAAGAAAGACUAUCGGUCUGCCUCAGAUUUCUAACUACUGCUAUCAGUUUCAAAGCGCUAGCUCACGAGUAUCAUAUGGGAUAUAGUACUGUACUUCUAAUUGUUCACGAAACUUGCUCCGCGAUAUGGAAGUAUUUACGGCCGCGUGUUAUGCCAAAACCAACAGCUGAGUUAUGGACCAAACUAGCAAAAGAAUUUGAAACUCAAUGGAAUUUUCCUAACUGUAUAGGAGCCAUAGAUGGCAAACAUGUUAAUAUAAGAGCACCUUGGAACAGCGGCAGUCAAUUUUAUAACUAUAAAAAUUUUUUCAGUGUAGUUUUGCUAGCCAUUGCCGAUGCAAAUUAUCGAUUCGUUGUAGUCGACAUUGGAGCAUAUGGUCGCAAUAGUGAUAGUGGCAUUUUAAGCAGCUCCAGAUUAGGACAAUCAUUGAAUAAUAAUACACUGGAUAUACCACCUAAUAAAUGUUUGCCAGGUACGACAGAAGCAUUGCCACAUGUUUUUGUUGGAGAUGAGGCUUUUCCGUUACACAAACACAUAAUGAGACCUUUUCCUGGAAACCAAGUGUCGACAGACGUCGAGAAGAAAAUAUUUAAUUAUCGCCUGAGCCGUGCAAGACGUAUUGUAGAGAGCAGUUUCGGAAUACUAACACAAAAGUUUGAGGUUUUUCAAAAGAGAAUUAGAAUGCAACCCAAAUACCUAGACAUUUUGAUAUUAGCGUGCACUCGUUUACAUAAUUACCUAAGAAAUGAUGAAAUAUUUGAAAACAUAAAUGAAACAGUGCCAAUAAAUAGUAUAUUACAAAAUAUUCAAGAAGGUUCAGUUUCCCAAGAAAACGCUAUGUUUAUAAGAGAUAAAUUUAAGACUUAUUUUAAUUCUUGUGGUGCAGUUUCUUGGCAAAACGAAAUGAUUUCCCGUAGUUAAAUAGAUUUAACAUCAAAAUGGUGUCAAGUUUUACAAAAGACUGUGCCGUAUGUAAACUAACGAGUUCUACAAUUUGCUGACGACAUCGCAACAAUUUAAAGUUAUUUUUAAUUUUAAUUAAAAUAUAAAAAAAUGAUUUAUUUUAAUUUUCAAAUAAAAAUACAUACCUAUUUAUAUACGUUUUUCUUUUGCUCCCAGCUCAGCAGUGAAUCAAAUAAAUGGGAUAUUA